UUCGUAAUCCAGGCAUCUAGCAUCUUAGUUAAUCUGUUUUCUGCAUUUAAAAAAAUAGGAAAUUUUAAUAUAUAUUUGUCGCUAUCUUCGUAUUAAAGUGUCAUAUAGUCUAGCAGCUGACGCAGCAUCGUUUUCUAUCAACAGAUGGUAAUGACAUGUUCUUACUAUAUUUACACUGCUCGGACUACCUAGCCGACACUUGUUAAGCAGCUACGUCUAUUCGUAGCUUUCCAUGAUCAGUUCAAUCGGUCGCUGUUUCUUCGUGGCACAACUAUUAUCUUACUAUUAGACUUUACACCUAAUCCAUUCAGUCAUCUUCAGUAGCUUCUGCUAGAAAGUUAAUAUUAAUGAACAAGACUCUUAAAUAAUAAUCUGUUAAUGUUAGUGACUUUCUUUAGUUGCAUUAUUAUUAUUUUUUUUUUUUCCUAAUUUAGACACAAACCUGUGAUUUUGGUGAGGAGAGUUUUAGUCGAUUAUAUUGACUCUAUUUCUUCACUGGUAUUUUAUCUUAUCGAUCCCAAAAGGAUGAACUUAGAACGAAAAGUGCCGGAAUCUAGUUACAUUAAUAUUGAUUUCAAAUUUUGGCACAAGACCAGCAAUUUCGGGGGAGCGGGCACGUUGAUUAUAUCUACUCCAGUGUUUAACUGGAGUAGAUAUAAUUUUAUCAACCCCCGAAAGAAUGAAAGGCAAAGUCAACCUCGGCGGAAUUUGAACUCAGAGCAUGAAGACGGACGAAAUGCCGCUGAGCAUUUUGCCCGGCGAGCUCUCCGCCUUUAGUUACAUUAAUAUUAGCAAUUAUUUCCAAAAUGACGUUUUCUUUUUCUUCCCCCCUUUUUUUUUUCCGCGACGACAUACUACAGCUGAUUCUGAACGACUUAACGAAGAAACCUCUAUGCGGUCAAUCGACCGGCUAGAAAUAGCUCAAAUGUCUCUCAAAUUGCACCCUUCAUUACCAUUAAGGUGUAUGACGAAAAUAAAGCGACGUUCACUAUUCGGACUAGGAUUUAAAUGACAAGCUGUGAAGGUGCAGCAUCGAUAGAUAAGGUUACUUUUUUUUUUUUAACAAAUACUUACGUGUCAUCUUCGGGUAAAUUAUAGCAGUUAUAAGUCUACUUUAUCAGAGUUGCUGAAAACCUAGUCUGCAGGGAGUUAGAAAUCUGCGAACUGGAAUUCAGUUACUGAUCCCUGCUGCCAAUGUUGAAUUAUGGUUGAUUCUUUAUUCAAAGGCUCAUAUAAAUCUUCUAUUGAGUUCAAUGACUGUGCUACAAAGAAAAACAUCAAAGACACUUCAAAAAGUAAACUUCUUGACUGUGAUAUCUGUGGAAAGUCUUUCUUCCGUCUGAAGAACUUAAAACAGCACCGUAAAACACAUACAAAUGAGAGACGUUUCCAUUGUGAUAUAUGCGGGAAAAAAUUUUUCACUAAUUCCCACUUGAAACGCCAUCAUAGGAUACACACUGGAGAACGACCAUUCAAGUGUGGCAUCUGCAAAAAGGCCUUUACACAAAACAAUGACCUAAAAAGCCAUUUCCGCAUCCAUACUGGAGAAAAACCUUUCAAGUGUGAAAUCUGCAAUGAGUCUUUCAGUGAAAGUGGGUCACUGCGGAAACAUAUAAAAAUUCACACUGGAGAAAAAUCCUUUGAGUGUAACAUUUGUGGACGUGGUUUUAUCCAAAGUAGUCAGUUGAGACAACAUAUUCUGACCCACACUGGUGAAAAACCUUUCCAGUGUCAGAUCUGCUGUAGGAAUUUUGCUCAAAAUAGUGCUUUGAAAAGACACUAUAGGGUGCAUACAGGAGAGAAACCAUUUCAAUGUAGUUUUUGUCCCGAGUCUUUUACUCGGAGUUGUUUCUUGAAAAAACACUUAAUACAUCAUAAAGAAGCUAAAUCAUUUGAGUGUGACAUAUGUCAGGAAAUUUUCAUGAGGGAAGAUGAUCUAUUGUCUCAUUGGGAAAUGCAUUUUGUUGAGAACACAUUUGAAACAGAAACUCAUCAAAAUACCUGUACUGAAAUGAUUUAUAUCAAUGAAGACAGCGAAAUUUAUCUUGAUAAAAAUCCUGUCCCUGUUGCUUUACAUAUAAAUACUUUUGCUUUUGAUAAUCUAAUUGGGUAUCACAAUAAAAUGAAAGAGGAUAAGUCUUUUAACUGUGAUAUAUGUGGUAAGGAUUUUACUACCAAAGCACACCUAAAACGACACAACAUGAUUCACACAGGGGAAAAACCACAUGAGUGUUCUCUGUGUGAAAAGUCCUUUGCACAACGUAGUGAACUUAAAAGCCAUUACAGGACACACACUGGUGAGAAGCCUUUCAAGUGUGAGAUCUGUGAAGAGUGUUUCAGUGAAAAGGGUUCAUUGGGAAAACACAUGAGGAUUCACACAGGGGAGAAGUCAUUUAAAUGUAAUAUCUGUGGUCGAUGUUUUACCCAGAGUGGUCAUCUCCAUCAGCACAUUUUGAUUCACACUGGAGAAAAACCAUUCAAGUGCGAAACAUGUGGUAAACCAUUUGCAAAAAAUAGUGCACUAAAAAGACAUUACACUGUACAUACUGGUGAGAAACCUUUCCCCUGUGAAGUGUGUGGGGAAGCCUUCAGUCAGAGUUGUCAUAUGAAAAAACACCUACUAAAACAUCACCUUAGCGAAAUGCUCCCAUAGCAGUCAAAGAUUAAAGAGGUCUGCUAAAUUUGUUUUUUGCUUUUUUUUUUUUCUUCUCUUCCCUUACCCCUGGCUACAUAUAGUAUUAUGAUAUUCCACUGAUGUAUUUUACCAAGAAUAAAAUUUAUAGAUUCAGGAUUCAGUUUGGUUUUAUAUCCAGUACUGGAAACAUGGGAAAAAUUAUAUAAGCAUGGCAACUCAAUAUUUGAGGUAGUUACUGCUUAGAAUAAAAUUUGCACUAACAAGUGAUCAGUUGUAAGUGGAUAUUGUUAUUGGCAGUUCUAUAAUUAUCAACACAAGUAGAGGUGGAACUAGCAACAUAAGUAAUUUAAGAUAGGAAAGACUGAUAUAAAAACAAACAACAUAUAGUAUUGUUGAUGAUGAAGCUGAGUAUAUCUAUUAAAGUAUUUCUUGGUAUGGCAGUGACCAAAUGAACAUUUGAUGGUAACUGUUUUUAAUCUAUCAGUUAUAAUCUAGGUUUUAAUCUAUUUGUUAUUGCUGGUACUUAUUUUAUCAAAAACAUGUCCAAGGAAUAAAAAUGAAGAUUAAUUUGACCUUUGUGGAAAUUGAAAUCCAGAUUGAAUGUUACUGGUUCAUUCGUUUAUAGUCUUGACCACCACUUCAGCACCGAGCCAUCAUCUUGCUUGGAUUGUUAGGUUUCUAUAAAUCUUAUUAUUUGAUUAGUUCCUUCUCAAAAAUUAUCACAUAUUUUGAGUUUAGUACUUAAAGUUUGUAUGCUAACUCUUAAAGUUACCAUUGGAUUAUUGUUUAAAUAAAAACCACAUGUAACUUUAUCAAAAUACUAUAGAUUAAGUAGUAUAAUUUACUCAGUUGCCAGAAAAAAUUCUGUUGUGCUUUAUUAUACAGAUUUAGUAAAAUGCAAGAGUUUCAAGCUGAACUUAAACCUUACAGCUUUAGUGUACCUAACUCAGCAGAAGGGUCGGUACAUUAUAUAACAGAAGACAAAAAGUAAUUUUUUACUUACAGUUGUAGCAACAACCAAAAACUACUGUCUCUUCCUCUUUCUCAAAACACUUUACAAGAAUUGAUCCUAUGAAACUCCUGAAAACAGUGUUUUGCUUUAUUUGCUUGGAGCAAGGGAAACUGCAGUGCCAGGAAAUUGGGUGCCAGCACUUGUAUGGGUAUUUUACGAUAACGAAUAAUUUACUUAUUUUAACACUAUGUUCCAAUCAUCAAAAAUUAAAUAUUGAUUUGGAUCAUUGAAAUAACAAAUGUCCAAUAUUAAUGAGUGUCUCAAGCAAUUCAUCUAAUGUUCACAUAUAAUACACUUUUCCAUUAAGUGUAUGUCCACUUGAUUGACAUUUUAGUUUCAUAUCGAAACGUGGCAUUGCAGUAUACAUUUUGUGGGGCUAAUGCAGUUUCGCACCUCACCUUCAAAAAUGCAUUUUUUUGAAAAAAUUUCCUCAGAUUCCAAGGUUUUAGAUGUCGGAAAUUACAAACAUGCAAAAUGAAAUUUUUGAGAUUUUUAACCCCCCGCCCUUCAUUCUGAAUGUAUUGUUGUCUAUUGAAGUGUGGAAAUUUAAUUAAAGCAGGUAUGUAAAGUACACUUUCUAUGUUCAUUUGGCUAAACUGUAGAAAUUGUUGUUUUGAUAUUGUUGUUAAAAUCCCCAUAUUCUAAAGUUUAAAAUUGGGGGCAAGGGCAGUGGCAGCUCAUAGAUAAAAUUAUUGGGGAUGCUGCUUCAGAAAAUGUUUAGCUGUUGUUUUUAAUACUGUGUAAAAGGAAACAAAUGUAUAAAAAGAAAAUUUAUACAUAAACUUGAUCGGUUUGCAUUUUAGCCACUGCCAGGUAGUGUGUUUAAUUUGUUCAUUGAACACUGCCAUAAAUUACCCCUUGUUUUUCAAAAAAACUCCUAAAUCACAAAAUAAGGGAGGAAAUAUAUCCUAUAUUUCAAAUUCUGGCAGCAACACUGAAGCUGGAAGCAGGAUAAUAAUCUGGUUCUACACUUUAUCACAUUCAAGAAUAUAAACAUAUUUUUAAGCACAACACAUGCGGAGUCAAAAAGAAACACGUGGGCUCAGCACUGUCGUUCAUGCAGUACUCUCUCUCCCUAGCAUGAAGCUUCCUAUCUCAGACAUGUGAGCUUGUGCACAACAGCCAAACACCGCGUUGCUGUAACUGUGAAGCGCACAAGGCUUUGAUCAUAAAACCUGUUCGGUCUGGGCUUGCCUGUUGUCAGAUAUCAACAACAAAAUGUGACUAUUUACUUAUAAUCAACUGUUCGUAUAAGCGACAAGUAUUUUGGAAGAGACAAUCCCUAUAAACAAAGGAUUUGUUACAAAAUUAUUAUAAUAAGAUACUGUAUUUGAUGGCAUUUAAGUUGCAUUCACCCCAUCUCUCAGAUGUUUCAAAAAGUCGCCCCGGGUCCUGUAUGCGAAUUUGGGCUUCCUUUAAGCUUUAAUGCACUUAGCACUGAAGAUGCGUUACUGAAACCGACACACCCUUGCGUCUUUUAUGCCAUCAAAUAUGGUAAGUAAAGUUGUUUAACUAGAGAUCAAAACAUCGAUCCAUUUCUAUUGUGAUUAUCCCGUCUUUUAAGGGGCGUGAAGACUACCCAUUUUUAAAAUUAUUUAUUUAACAAAGGUGUAUGGUGAAAGUGGUUGUCUGCUAUUUCUAAUGAGUUCUGACAGUAUUUUAGUGAACAUGUCACUUGUUUAAAAUUUCGAAGCUCACAAUUAUGUCUCCAAUAAGAUAACGUUGAAUAUUUUCAUGUAGAAUAAAGUUGGGAUAGUUGUCCGAAAACCAU
This is a messenger RNA of Octopus bimaculoides (California two-spot octopus), 5418 nucleotides long. Its product is annotated as zinc finger protein 658B. Lineage: Eukaryota; Metazoa; Mollusca; Cephalopoda; Octopoda; Octopodidae. The record is from RefSeq and is a predicted model, not a curated record.